Octopus sinensis (East Asian common octopus) is the source of this 2006-nucleotide messenger RNA. RefSeq lists its product as uncharacterized. Gene Ontology annotation, molecular function: chitin binding. The record is from RefSeq and is a predicted model, not a curated record. Lineage: Eukaryota; Metazoa; Mollusca; Cephalopoda; Octopoda; Octopodidae. Bases 142 to 1632 code for a protein of 496 amino acids. The transcript is spliced from 4 exons. Gene Ontology annotation, cellular component: extracellular region.
UUCUAAAGUAUUCACUUCAGCAGUUAGCACCUGAAUGCAUUCUGUUCGUUUUUUACAAGUGGUUGCACGUUCUUGACUUUCCUCUAUUCAUUUCAAAGGACGCUCGAAAAUUCUCCUGUGAAAACAUUGCCUCUCAGCAACAUGUAUUUACACCUUCAUCGCAGCAGUAAUCUACUGCUCUGCUCUCUGUUUCUACUCAUGUGUGUGCGAACGUCAUAUCUUAUGAACUAUCCAAUUUAUCCUUGUACUUCAAACGAACCAACAAAAUGGGUAAGACACUCCGAAAACUGUAACAAGUUUUACUUCUGCUUUUUCGGUCAACCGAUACCAAUGCCAGAGUGUCCAUCACAUCAUGUAUGGUCUAUGGCUAGUUCAACCUGUGUCCACGUCAAUUCAUCUUUUGACGACUGUCAGCAAAUGCCAAUCAAGAAGAAUUUAUCAUGCUCAAACUAUAAUGGGCUCAUACCGUAUAAUGAGAACUGCAACUGGUAUUACAACUGCAGCUCAGACGAUCCAGAUUUAAUUCGUAAAUGCCCUUUCCCUCAACUUUUUAAUGAUGUACAAUUAAAAUGUGAUGACAUCCCAAAUGUCAACUGUGGUAACCGUUUCGAACCUUUUGAUAGAUGUGAUUAUUCUGGUUACUCUUGUCAGCGUGCUCACUGCAUACCUUGCAUAAGAGACAGUUCCUGUCUGGGCCAGCCUGAUGGAAAUUACACGCGAGAAAGAACAUUUCCUUCUGGAUCAUAUAUUACCUGCUAUCUAGAAAGACUCAUUGCUUACCAUAGUUGCUCAGGACAACUUUUAUUUUCACCUAGUGAAAAUAAGUGUGUUAGUUUCUUCAAUCUUCGGAAAGAAGAAGGUGGAAUGAGACCUGACUGUAGAUUUCGUGCUGAUGGAUAUUACCCUGAUGAAAUAGGCCGCUGUGACCAUUACUUCCAGUGUAACAACACUAAAUUUCAAGGUCACUCUUCAUGCAGUAGUGGAAUGACCUUCAAUCCUGUUUUAAAGACAUGUCAAUCACAAGAUCAAGUUUCUCCCCCAUGUGGAGUGGGUAAUCCACCCAGCUGUGUGGGGAGACAAGAUGGUUUAUAUGCUGACUUAGAUGGCCGUUGUACAUAUUAUUUUGUGUGCAACCAAUCUGCCUUCCAGGAGUUUCAUACUUGUUCUACUGAGCAAGCUUUCAACCCUUAUCUGCAUAGCUGUGUAAAGGGAAUCGAAUCACAAAUCAAACCAUGCGGUAUUCAAGACAACCCUUGUAAAAAUCGUUCGACUGGCUUUUAUCUUCAUAAUUCCUCAAGCUCCCAGUAUUAUGAAUGCCAUCAAGGAUUGUUUAUUUAUUUUGGAACAUGUCCAAAGGGUCAGACCUUCAGCAUUUCAUCAAAACUAUGUGAGAAUCUUUGUGUCAACAAAAAAGAUGGACGCUACAAAUCACCAGAAGCAGAAUGCUUUGGCUUCUAUGAAUGCAGUCAACAGAAGUUCCUUGGGUUGACUCAGUGUACUAAUCAACUGAAUGGAACACGAUUCAAUUCACUAAAUGGAACAUGUGACCAGCCACAAAAUGUAUGUCCACCAUGUGGUACCAAAUCGUUUGACUGCCCUUCAUACUAUGAAAGCACUACUAGUUUCAUAUAAUCUAGAUGAACAAAGAAUACAUAUUACCAAACAUUGGUAAUACACUGAAAAAGAAAUCUUUAUGACAGAUUCACUUUCAUGGUGGCAGUAGUAAAAGCCAUCACUUACGUUUGUGUUGUUUUCCUCUCUUAAAUUUUUACCUUUUAUCCCCUUUUUUUAAUUUUUGGAAAAUAUGUUUUGGCAUUUAACCUUUUUAUGUGUAAAUCUAAAGCAGACUUGGGAUCUUUUCUGUUUGGCAAUCACUUUCCAGUUUCUUCAAUUUUUGCUCCAAUUUGUUUCAUAUUUGGUAUAAUAAUGUAGUUUUGUAUGGUAAUCAUUGACAUGAAAUUCAUGUUUGCUAUAAAUCAGUAAGUAAAGAGUUAAUAACUUUAAAA